AUGACUAUAAUAGUGUUUUUAAUUGAUACAUCGGCGUCGAUGUUGCAAAGGACCUACAUAGGAGGCCGAACGACCCUCUUGGACGUUGCCAAGUCUGCCGUUGAAACGUUUGUUAAAAUUCGACAAAGAAGCAUAGACAGUCGAAUAGAUAGGUACAUGCUGUUAACUUUUGAAGAAACUCCUAGUAAUAUCAAAGCAGGUUGGAAAGAAAAUUUGGCUACUUUCAUGAACGAAUUGAAGAAUCUACAAGCGUAUACUCUAACAACAAUGGGAGUUGCAGUUAAACAAGCCUUCGAUAUAUUGAAUAUCAAUAGAAUGACAUCAGGAAUAGAUACCUAUGGUCAAGGCAGGUGCCCAUUCUUUCUCGAAACUGCUGUAAUCGUAUUAAUAACAGACGGAGGGAAAUUAACCACAAUUAAUGGCGUACAAGAGGAAUUUAAUUUACCAAUGAAUUCGCCCAUACCCGGUUCCGAAAUGACUAGAGAACCAUUCAGAUGGGACCAGAGGUUGUUUGCUCUCGUAUUAAGGUUAACAGGAACCCCCGCAGUCGAGAGAGAUACUGGUCUAGUACCCAGCGAUAGUAGUCCCAUAGACGCCAUGUGCGAAGUAACCGGCGGUCGAUCGUACUGUAUAACAUCCCAUCGAAUGUUGAACCAAUGUAUAGAUAGUUUAGUACAAAAGGUUCAAAACGGUGUGGUGAUCAAUUUCGAGAAAAUCGGGCCGGAUCCCCCUCCUCCUCAGGAAGACGGCAAGGACGACAACAUGAAGGAAAACGAAUACCCCGAUAUGAAUCCCGAUCGAAACCCCAACAUGCCGGUGAACACCUCGUGGCACAAUUGCAGGAAAAUGAUAUACGUACCCAAAGCUAGUAAAGCCUACUGCGUCGGUUACUGGCCGAUUCCCGAGUCUUUUUGGCCCGAAGCGACCGGUACGGCGUUGCCCCCGAGAUCGGCCCAUCCGAACAUAAAAUUCGCCUGUACGAAUUCCGAGCCGUUGGUGAUCGAGAAUCUGCCGUUCGACAAAUACGAGCUGGAACCAUCGCCCCUUACGCAGUUCAUUCUAUCCAGGAAACAGCCCAAAACCUGCUGGCAAGUGUUUGUAGCUAACAGUUACAAGAAUUCUGAGGUGGGACACCCGUUUGGGUAUCUUAAAGCUAGCACUAAUUUAACCUGCGUGAAUCUGUUUGUGAUGCCUUAUAAUUACCCUGUAUUGUUGCCGCUUUUAGACGAACUAUUCAAAAUCCACAGAUGGAAACCCACAAAUGAAUGGAGAACGGCCUUUCAGAAUUACACCAGAACCUUGCCGGCUUAUUACGCAGGACCGUUACGUAGAGCACUCACCAGAAUGGGUACCCCAGUGGCCUUGGCUCAAACUCUAAUACCGGAAAAUUCCGAGAACGGCCUCAGCUUUUCGGUAUCCAACUACCUAAAGAGGCUGAAGAAUCAAGCGAAAGUCGAAUACGAUAAAAUGUGCAACGAAAUCAUCCAGCGGCAAGCCAACAUGAACGGUUUGAAGACCAAUUUCAACAGCCCCGAGCAAAUCCGCGUGCUGCCGAAAGUGACCUUAAAGAAGGACUUGGUGAGCCAUCCCCUGCUCAUGGACAUGUUCGUCUCGCAAAGGGGCCAAAUCGUCGAGCAGGGCAGCCCCUGGACGUGCACGCUCGACAAAGAAAGACAAUCGGUCAGCUUCAAGAACCCUUUCGAUAUACCGAGAAACCGGCUAAUACAACAGGUGGUGCGAAUGCGCAACAACAUCCUGCAAUCCGAUUGGUUGUCGCUCGAUCAAGACAGCGCCCACUCCUUGCCCAUAUCCCAAAUGGGCAACUACCAGGAGUACCUGAAGAAGCAGACUCCGCAGUUGAGGGAAAUCGAAUCGGCGCCCGUUAGACAACACAUGUUCGGCAAUCCGUUUAAAAUCGACAAGAGAAUGAUGGUGGACGAAGCCGAUAUAGACCUAGUGGGAUCCCCGACGGGAGCGAAUAGGAACAACAAGCGACCGAAUCCCGCUGUAGAUACCAUCACCAGGUUACCGUCGAAGCGUAAACCGGGACCGCUACCCAAGAACUACUCGUUUUCGAGGCCUAGUAUUGAUAUAUCGGCGCCCCCGAGUCCCCAACGAUCUCCUCUAUCGUCUCCGGUUCCUUGGUUGAAUUCCAUCGAUAAGGAGAUUCCUCGCUUCGAGGACUUCCCGGCGCUGAUCAACGGCGUGGAGGGCGCGACGAGCAGCCCGUCGGCGAGCGAGCGCUCGCGGUCCCCGUCGCCGACGAAUCUGCCGCACGAGCAGCCCUCGUACAGCGUCAGCGAGACGAGCUUCGUCUAUCGCUCGAACUGCAACAGUUUGAACUACACGAUGGCGAACGUGUUGGACACGACCACCACGAAUUCGACGGGGGACUUCUACAGCGGCAUCUCCGCCACCGACGACAAGCAGAUAUCGCAGAUACUCAAAGAGGCCAAUCUGAAUCACAACAGUUUUUCUACGAACAGUUUGGUGCAACACGAGAGCAAGGUUAUUAAGGUGGAGAAAGAAGUGGAAGAGGAGAAGGAGGACGAGAAGGAGAUCGAAAACAGGAACCUGGAGAUUCGGGAGAAUUUGAACAAGUUGGUUCGAAGGCCGGGUAAAAACUACACCGAGUUGUUCGAGAGCAUCAAAACGCUGAGGGGCGACAUCGAUAUGCAGAUAAAAGUGAUCAAGUUGAUAAUCAAAGAGUCGUUGAGAUUUAAACGGAGGAAUUUGGCCGAUAUGCUCGAAGAGCACAUAAGAACUUUGAAGUGA
Molecule: messenger RNA, 2775 nt
Organism: Phyllotreta striolata
Lineage: Eukaryota; Metazoa; Arthropoda; Insecta; Coleoptera; Chrysomelidae
Source: the annotation of a GenBank genome assembly